GGAAACCACACGGUGCUGUAGCUACAAGAGCAGGGGAAGGACAUGACGAUUCAAGAUGGCGAAGGACCUGGACGAGCUCUUGGAUGAGGUCGAGUCCAAGUUUUGCAGACCAGACCCACUGAGACUGGGUAUGGUCGAACGGCCCAGAGGCGGAGGCGGUGGCGGCGGCAUCCUCAGCAACGACCGGAGCCGAGCCGAGGCGAAAGAGAAUCUCAGAUCAACAGAAACAUUUAAAAAAGAACAUGAUCUUGACAGUCUUAUUAACGAAAUAUUUGAAGAGCCCAGCUUUGACAAAAAACGCUUUAAAUUAAAAUCUAAAUCUUCAGGUAACACAUCUGUCAGAGCUUCCUUUCAAGGCCUUGGUAAGAGCUGCAGCCCAGUAUACCUUGGUGGAAGCGCUGUUCCGUGUGGGAUUGGGACAAAUACUUCACAGAGAGCAUGUGACCAUCUGCGUUGUAUAGCCUGUGAUUUCUGGGUAGUAAGCUACGAUGACUAUGGGUGGGACAAAUCAUGUGAUUAUCUGUUUUUCAGGAACAAUAUGCCAGAAUUCCACAAAUUAAAAACAAAGUUGGUAAAGAAGAAAGGAACACGGGCAUACGCCUGCCAGUGCAGCUGGAGAACUGUUGGAGAGCUGACUGACCUUCAGACGGAUCAUCACCUUCGCUGGGUUUGCGGUAAACACUAGGAAUGCAGACUUUCCACAUUCAGACAAAUGCAUCCAUGAGAACAGUCUCUAUUAAUUGUCAUGAUAUUUAGGUAAAGGUACAUAGUAUCAUGCCCUUUGGAAAAGACAGGAAGUUUCAUUUAAUGGCUGUACAGAUUUUCAAAGACCAAAUGGACUUGGGAAGAUAAUGUGCUUUAACAUUUUGGAAUUAUUCCUUUUUGAUAUAUGGACAUUUCACUUAGUAAGGAAGGUAACAAGUUAUCCAAAUACUUCUUUGCUAGCCUGUCCCCUGUUAAAUAGAAAUUGAAUUGUGGAGUUUCAUACAAAUAUAUAGCCAUUCAGUAGCAACUGCAGUGCUACUGACUGCUAAUAUACUUAGCAUAAACAUUCCUCGUUACAGCAGUUAAAGGGGAUAAAGCUGGCCCUGCAGAGAGGUCAUUGAGGGGUGUACACGUCACCUCUUCCAGUCAGAUCUGUUGUUAGCAAAGAUCAUAAUUUAGACAUGUCAGAAACCAUGUGAUCUGUGGCUAAUUGAAGGGUUUUCGGGAGUCUGGGUAUAUUGUAGGUGAAAACACUGCCUGUAUCUGAUCUAACUUCACCAAUUCAAAGCAAUACUACGCACAGUAGUAAGUAUAUAUUACCAGUUUUAGCUUAUUUCUCCUCCUUUUGUUCAUUUAGAUAUCAGAAGUUAUUUAGUUUGCUCUUUUAGCAAGUAUUCAUUUCUAUAUAAAAGUGGGGUUUUUUGAUGCACCCAAAAGUACAAGGAAAAAUCCUAAUACAGACAGGUCAUUUUUGGAUUUUCCAAGUACCUCUUGCCUUUAAUGCCCUAAAACUCCAUUAAGUAAAGAGAACAGCAAGUAAGGUAUUUUCUCAGGCAGCCUGUUGAUUUUUCUGGUAGGAUCAGGUUGACAUGCUGUUUAUUGGUGAGUACAUGAAAAAAGAAAGCAUAGCUGAACCAACAGGUAACCUGUUGGGCUCCUUCUUAAUAUGACUAAGACUUGAGGAGCCCUACAAUAGCAACACAUUCAGAAAAUCGGCUACCUCAAAAUUACCAGCUCACAGCCCCAUCAAGAGAUUCCAAUUUGCCAGAAGCUCUUUACCGCAUGUGUCUAAUAUAUUGUUCAAAUGCGUGACACAAGGCUUGCUGAAAGGGAGGAACUGAAGCAAAGUUAUGAUCUGCGUAGUCUUAUACUGAAUCUGUUCCAGCCAUUUUACUCAAGCAAAGAAAGAUCUGGUCAUUAAACUCCUCCUAACCGUGAUACAUUUGCAUAUGUGUAUCACUUGCUCCAGUAAGCCUAGUAUUCCAACAGGAUAAAUCUCAUUGUGGCAGAUGCUCACAUUUUUGUAUUAAGAAUAUGUUUACCAAUCUUAUCUUUCAAUAAAAAUUUUUUACCCCCUAAAAUUUUAUCUCAGUGUAAUUGUAUCGGAAACGUAGUGGGGGACUUCCCUGGUGGCGCAGUGGUUAAGAAUCCGCCUGCCAAUGCAGGGGACAUGGGUUUGAGCCCUGGUCCGGGAAGAUCCCACAUGCCACAGAGCAACUAAGCCUGUGUCCCACAACUACAGAGCCUGCGUUCUAGAGCCCGCGAGCCACAACUACUGAAGCCCGCAUGCCUAGAACCUGUGCUCUGCAACAAGAGAAGCCACCGCAAUGAGAAGCCUGCACACCUCAGUGAAGAGUAGCCCCUGCUCGCCGCAACUAGAAAAAGCCCACAUGCAGCAACGAAGACCCAAUGCAGCCAAAUAAAUAAAUAAAUACAUACAUACAUUUUUUUUUUUAAUUGAUCCUUUUAAAGAAAAAAAAAGGAAACGGGGAUUUGGAUUGAAGUCGCUUAUUUCAAAAAAUAGCAGAGCAACAAGAUCCACACAUUCAGAACCUCAUGGAAUUUGACGCAUUUAAUCAUAAUGGUGAUUUUUUUUUUAAUGAGCAAAUUUACUAAAUUAUGGAUUUGAAAUUUUUUUCCUCUUUUAUUAGUUCAUCAUAACUAUUCUAUAACUUAGAUAUGUUGCCCAUGUUUGGCAUUCCAUAACAUAAUAAUUAUAAUAAUUAGUUCCCUAAUGUCAGAAAUGUAUAAAUGAGUUCACAUUUUUAUUGGCAAUUUAUAAGCUUUUUAAUAUUGUAUAAUUUUUAAUCAAAAAUUUAGAAAGAAUAUUAUGUUUAUAUACAAAUGGAUAGAUUAUUACCAGUUGUAAUUUAAGCCAAAAAUGCAGCUAUUUUAGUAUCAAUGUAGAAGAACAGUAUAGUUUCUAAUCAACUAUAAUUUUUAAGUGCAAAGUCUGUAAAACUUUCAAGAUGUUUUGCAUAUUUGUUUUCAAUAUUCAUAAUAAUUUUCUACCUUUAAUGAGUAUUUAUUUUUUUAUCAAGCCAGGUAGCUACUUUAUUUGA
This is a messenger RNA of Balaenoptera acutorostrata (minke whale), 3047 nucleotides long. RefSeq names its product cilia and flagella associated protein 418 (gene CFAP418). Bases 56 to 685 code for a protein of 209 amino acids. The record is from RefSeq and is a predicted model, not a curated record. NCBI's taxonomy places the organism in Eukaryota, Metazoa, Chordata, Mammalia, Artiodactyla, Balaenopteridae. Gene Ontology annotation, cellular component: cytosol. The transcript has 6 exons.